Messenger RNA from Lathyrus oleraceus (garden pea), 471 nucleotides. Its product is annotated as protein FAR1-RELATED SEQUENCE 5-like. Lineage: Eukaryota; Viridiplantae; Streptophyta; Magnoliopsida; Fabales; Fabaceae. The coding region runs from base 1 to 471 and encodes 156 amino acids. The record is from RefSeq and is a predicted model, not a curated record. The transcript has a single exon.
AUGUCAGAAGAGAAGGAAUGUGUUGUUGACAUGACAUUGAAUUUGGUUCAACCGAAAAAUAUACUUACAACAUUGAAACGGAAAAGGCCCGAAAAUAUAUCAAAUAUCAAGCAAGUGUAUAAUAUUAAGUAUCAAACUAACAAGGCGCUUAGGGGGGAUAUAACUGAUAUACAACAACUCUUGAAAUUGUUGGAUGAUAACAGUUACAUGUCUAGGUACGGAACAUCUGAGGAUGCAGUUACUGUUAGAGAUAUAUUUUGGACUCAUCCUGAUUCCAUAAAGUUGUUCAGCACAUUUCUUACAGGGCUCACACUUGAUUCAACGUACAAGACCAAUAAGUAUAUACUUCCAUUGUUUGAGAUGGUUGGUGUUACCUCAACUGAGAAGACAUAUUCUGUAGGGUUUGCAUGUCUAGAGAGCGGGAAGGAGGAGAAUGUUACUUGGGCCUUAGAGUUGUGUCAGGCAUGUUAG